This is a messenger RNA of Setaria italica (foxtail millet), 665 nucleotides long. RefSeq names its product NADH dehydrogenase [ubiquinone] 1 beta subcomplex subunit 9. The transcript is spliced from 5 exons. NCBI's taxonomy places the organism in Eukaryota, Viridiplantae, Streptophyta, Magnoliopsida, Poales, Poaceae. The coding region runs from base 100 to 441 and encodes 113 amino acids. The record is from RefSeq and is a predicted model, not a curated record. Gene Ontology annotation, biological process: mitochondrial electron transport, NADH to ubiquinone.
GGCCGUGACCCCGUCCGAAUCCGAUCCCAAUCCCCGAACCCAACCACCGAAGCGACAGGAGAGAGAAGAAAAGGAGCAGCGGCGGCGGCGGCGAGGUCUAUGGCGUCGACGGCGGGGUACCUGGCGCGGCGGGCGGGGCAGAAGGAGCGGGUGCGCCUGCUCUACCGCCGCGCGCUCAAGGACACACUCAACUGGGCCGUCCACCGCCACCUCUUCUACCAGGACGCGUCGGAUCUCCGGGACAAGUUCGAGGCCAACCGGCAUGUGGAUAACCUGGACGUGAUCGAUAGGCUCAUCGAUGAUGCAGAGGCUCAGCACAGGAAUUUCCAGCACCCUGAUCCCUACAUUGUUCCAUGGGCACCUGGCGGCACUAAAUUCACAAGAAACCCUCCUCCACCUCAAGGGAUUGAGAUCAUCUACAAUUAUGGAAAGGAGGACUAGUAAACAAAGUCCUGCAAGUGGGGGCAGAACUUGGCGCAUCCAGAGUUCUAAAUCACUUACUGUUUAAUCAAGUUGUUGUACGAGAAAUAAGAAUGAAAUUACUGGACUUCAUCUGUGUUUCUCAUUUUUCAUGGAUGCUUGUUCUAAUAACCCUGUGCUCUUCAUCUAGCGCAUGGUCAAGUGAUAUUUGCCGUGACACAAUGGAACUUUGCCUUCUUUGUCAU